This is a messenger RNA of Nymphaea colorata (pocket water lily), 1716 nucleotides long. RefSeq names its product probable glucuronosyltransferase Os01g0926600. NCBI's taxonomy places the organism in Eukaryota, Viridiplantae, Streptophyta, Magnoliopsida, Nymphaeales, Nymphaeaceae. Gene Ontology annotation, molecular function: glycosyltransferase activity. The record is from RefSeq and is a predicted model, not a curated record. The coding region runs from base 107 to 1531 and encodes 474 amino acids. The transcript is spliced from 8 exons.
UUUCUUCAACGGUGUUCCCUGGCCACUCCGAACGAUCUCUCUCAUUCGCUCCGUAUCUUUCUCCCUCUCUCUCUCUACUGUGAAUCUGAGGAAGAGGAAGUGGGAGAUGAAGGCCCUAAGCAACACCAGGGCCAGGGCUUCUUCGUCGGCGCCAUUGUACUGCACCAGAGCCCAUCAGAUCGGCGCCCUCAUCCUCGUAGUCCUAACCUUCUUCGCCACCAGGCUCCUUGACCGGUACUCCGACUUCUGCUUCGCUUCCUCGGCUUCUCCUUUCGUGCGGUCGUCGGUCUCUCCGGUGGCAUUGGAGUCUUCUGGCCGUUGGCUGGACGAAGAGAGGUUUCAGUCCGUGUUUGGCGACGGCAGGUUGAAUUGGCCGAAAAGGGGGUAUGGAUCGCGGCUCUUUCUCCAGAUCUACGUGUACGAGGAGUCGGAGAUCGACGGGUUGACGGAAUUGAUGCACGGGAGGGACGGUAAGAUCACUGCGGAGAUGUGUGUUAAGGGUCAAUGGGGAACUCAGGUGAAAAUCCAUCAGCUGCUUCUGAAAUCAAGCUUCCGUACAUUGGACAAACAGAAAGCCCAGCUAUUCUUUGUCCCUUCUUAUGUUAAAUGUGUGAGGAUGAUGGGUGGCCUUACUGACAAAGAGAUCAACCAAACAUAUGUUAAGAUCCUUAGUCAAAUGCCUUAUUUCAGGCUUUCUGGUGGACGUGAUCACAUUUUUGUCUUUCCAAGUGGUGCUGGUGCUCAUCUGUUUCGGUCUUGGGCAACAUAUUUAAAUCGAUCCAUCAUUCUCUCUCCAGAGGGUGAUCGGACAGAUAAGAGAGACAGAACUGCUUUUGAUACUUGGAAGGACAUCAUUAUUCCAGGAAAUGUUGAUGAUGGGAUGACAAAAUUUUCUGGCACCACCAUGGUCCAACCCCUCCCACUAUCAAAGAGGAAACAUUUAACAAACUUCUUGGGUCGAGCGCAGGGCAAGAUUGGCCGUCUUCAGUUGUUAGAGCUUGCUAAAGCAUUCCCAGACAAGCUGGAGGCCCCUGAAUUGAAGCUGACUGGACCAAACAAACUUGGAAAAGUGGAAUAUUUUCAACACCUGCGCAAUGCAAAAUUUUGUCUGUCUCCACGUGGCGAAUCUUCAUGGACUCUUCGUUUCUAUGAAGCUUUUUUUGUGGAGUGUGUUCCUGUUAUCCUGUCAGACCAGGUGGAAUUGCCUUUCCAGAAUAUCAUUGACUAUACCCAGAUAUCGAUCAAGUGGCCAGCUAGUCGAAUUGGAAUUGAACUUCUAGAGUAUCUGGAAUCCAUAUCAGACAAAGAGAUUCAAGAAAUGAUAUCACGUGGACGACUUGUUAGGUGCUUGUGGGUGUAUGCUCCAGAAACACAGCCCUGCUCAGCCAUGCUUGGGAUCAUGUGGGAGCUUCAGAGGAAGGUGAGAAGCUUCCAUCAAUCGGCGGAAACGUUUUGGCUUCACAAUGGCUCUGUUGUAAACAGAAAUUUGAUCCCAUUCCAUGAUUGGAAACCACCCAUGUCGCUCCCUUGAAUUUUGUUAUUUUUGCCAUAUUCAUUUAAUACGGUUCAUUGUAAUCCUCUUGUAUCAAUUAAAUGCACCUGUAAAUAUACCCAUCCACGUAGAAUUAUAGAAAGAAUGUCUCUCUUCUUGAAAUCGGGCUUGUACUGUAUAUGCUUCCUUCCAUUUGCUUACCAAUGUAUUAAACUGCAAAUUAU